This is a messenger RNA of Capronia coronata CBS 617.96, 4095 nucleotides long. RefSeq lists its product as uncharacterized. The transcript has a single exon. Gene Ontology annotation, biological process: protein import into nucleus; protein localization to nuclear inner membrane; transcription-dependent tethering of RNA polymerase II gene DNA at nuclear periphery. Bases 1 to 4095 code for a protein of 1364 amino acids. NCBI's taxonomy places the organism in Eukaryota, Fungi, Ascomycota, Eurotiomycetes, Chaetothyriales, Herpotrichiellaceae. The record is from RefSeq and is a predicted model, not a curated record. Gene Ontology annotation, cellular component: nuclear pore; nuclear pore inner ring. Gene Ontology annotation, molecular function: structural constituent of nuclear pore.
AUGGCCUCCUCUGCUGUUCAACAGACGCCAGCACGGCCUGUACCGGGAAUAUGGCCUCAAACUCCUGCGACACGGCCUGGGAUACCAGCUCCUUCGUUUCAAUCUCCAAGAACUCCAUUACACAGGGCUGCCUUGGUCCCUCAAUCCUCCCUUUCGAAUAGCAUGACUACCCCCAGACCAAACGACACUCAGGCACAAACCUCUGUUCGAAGGCCUGAAUCUCUGGAACCUUUGGAAAGAGCAUCGCGCACAAUAAACGAGGCUCUGGUGAACGAGACUCGAUUCCCAGAUGUCGACGGUUAUCUCUCGCAGGGCUAUUCGGCCGACUACGACAUACAGUCCUCUGCAACAUGGGCACCUUUUCAGAAGGCAGGGGUUCACAAGAUUCCAGACGAGAUAUUCGAGCAGUACAACAACGCGCAGCUUUCCACGAGCAUGGGACUGUUUGCAGAACUGAGGCAUGCUUGGAUAGCGAUUGACAACGCAUUGUAUAUGUGGGAUUACACUUCGUCAAAACCUGAGCUACUUGGAUUCGAAGGACAGCCUCACUGUAUCCUUGCGGUCAAAUUGGGAGUGCCACGGCCAGGUGUCUUCCUUCCCAACAUCAAGCACAUAAUUGUUCUGGCGACGACUACGGACAUCUCUCUUCUGGGCUUGGGGAUAGACCCCAGUCCGGGCGCGUCUGGUGCCUUGUGUCUGUUUCAGACCGGCAUGUCUGUUUCGGUCAAGGGUCUUGAUAUCAGUGUCAUAGCCUGCUCAGAAAAGACGGGGAGGAUCUUCUUCGGUGGGCGGACAGAGAACGAAAUCUAUGAACUCACUUACCAGCAAGAAGAUCGAUGGUUCUCAAGUCGCUGUUCGAAGAUCUGCCACACCAGUGGACCGGCAAAAUCGUUGGCUCUGACUUUCAGCAGCUUGGCUGGUGGCCCCAAAGAGUACGUGGAGCAGAUUGUAGUGGACGACAGCCGAGAUCUGUUAUACACGCUGUCAUCUUCUUCCAACAUCCGUGUCUUCCACGUCAAGCCAGGUGGUGGAUUGCCGCUACUUAUUACCAAGCCAGCAACUGAGAUCUAUGCCAACAUUGGCCAUAUCAUCACACAAAGUGAGUCCCUCAAUGUUCGGGUCAAGAUUGUAUCCAUAUCAGCCAUACCCGCCUCAGAGGCGUCAAGGUAUCAUCUUAUGGCAACGACGGCCACGGGAUAUCGAAUAUAUCUCAGUGCAACCAGCUCUGGUUACUGGUCGACGACCAAGUCGGGUGCCCCGAUCAGCAUGCAGGCUCAACACGUCAAGGUUCCUCCGAUGAACGCGACCGGCGGCACGUCUUCCAUAUCCCAGGGGUCGGAGCCGACCUCCAACGUUCAUCAACCUAUCCGAACCCUAACGAUGACUCGGCUCGCCGCAAGAUAUCCGCCGGGUUUCUUCCUUUGCUUCACCGCGCGAGAUGCCAGUUUGCCUACGGAUCAGCUGUUCAUCUCGGCGCCUGAUGCUGGAAGACUGUCGAGACCUGCCGAGCCCGGCCAACCCAGUCGUACCAGCGAAUCCGCCAUGUGGUUAUCAUUGGGCAGUCGCGCCGAAGAUAUUGGUCUGGCUGUUCCUUACUCUGGCCCAACUUCAACACCCGCUGGCUUUGGUAACGACCUGGCUGUGCAAUUUGACAAGCCGAUUCCAGAAAUCGCAAUCCUGACGAAUACCGGGGUCCAUAUCCUGAAGCGGCGUCGGUUGGUUGACAUUUUCGCCGCGCUCAGUCGUCAAGGUGGUGGCACGGAAGGCUUUCAGACCGAAGUAAACAACCUGAUCCGCGCUUAUGGAAGAACCGAGACUCUUGCAACCGCGUUGGCGGUUGCCUGCGGCCAGGGGGUUGAGGUGACCAAAGAUGCGCAUGCAAUGCGGGUGAAUGAUCCCGAGGUUCUCGAGCUUGCUCGAAAGACAUUCAUCGAAUAUGGUGGAAAACCAAGCAUCAACCAGAAUUCCAUUACGGAUAAAUCUGUGCCCUUGAUUGACGCAGUGCGUCCAUCUCCUCGACAUGCAGCCAUUGCGCUGUACCUCUCACGUCUGCUGAGAUCGACGUGGAGGAAUGUGAUCGCCGUUGGGUUAACCACUCCUACGGGAUACCAGAUCAGUCCUGCGGUACCGAUACAGAAAUUGAGGGACGUCCAAGAGUCUUUGUCCGCACUGCAACGGUUUUUCAAGACCAACAAAAGUUUCAUCAAGGGGCUCAGUGGUCCCGAUGACCUGUCAAGCACCAGCACCAAGGAUGAUGAGAUUGCCCUUAAGGGGGAGCACCGAGCUCUUCACUCCCUGGUCAAGUUUACCUCAGACACGAUCGAAGGUCUCUCUUUCAUCCUGGUGCUUUUCGAGGAAAAGGUGGCUGAGAUCAUCCCGCUUCUUCCAGAGGCAUCUCGGCCUCAGAUGUUGCAGCUGACUUUUGAGGAACUCUUCACCACGAGAAAAGGUUAUGAACUCGCCAAGGAGCUGGUCAAGGCCAUUGUUAAUCGCAAUAUUGCUAAGGGCUCCAAUGUCGAGACGGUGGCCGAGGCUCUGCGACGGAAAUGCGGCAGCUUCUGCAGUGCUGAAGAUGUGGUCAUCUUCAAAGCACAAGAGCAAUUGAAGCGAGCCGCAGAAGCUGGAGCCAAUGCUGAGUUGUCGCGCAACUUGCUGAAUGAGAGUUUAAGGUUGUUUGAGCAAGUGGCCGACAAUCUCCCGAGUGACUACCUGGAGUCAGCGGUGAAGCAAUACACAGAGCUGCAGUUCUUUGCUGGCGCCAUUCAACUGGCUCUCAAGGUGGCUCACGAGAAAGACAAGGCUAACGAGGCUCUGUCUUGGAUGGCCGACGGACGACCUGAACCAGAUGCCCGAAAAAGAAAAUUCGACGUUCGGAGUCAAUGCUACGAUCUCAUCCAUGGCGUGAUCGCUGCCGUCGAUCGAAGCACCGAACAGAGUCCUGGUUUCAUUGACGGUCGCCCUACCGUUGCUGUCACGCGAAGGAAUGAAGCUUACGACGUGAUUAGCCGGUCAAAAGACGAGGCAUUCCUGACAAAUCUGUAUGACUGGUAUGUCCAGCAAGGAUGGUAUGACCGGCUUCUGGCGACCGAGUCUGCAUUCAUCGUGACUUAUCUGCAACGAAAAUCAUCCGAGGACAUCACGUAUGCGGACCUGUUGUGGAAGUAUUAUGGGCAGACAAGCCAAUUCUCCGAGGCAGCCAAGAUCCAGCUGCAACUUGCUCGCAGUCCGUUUCCCUUGACAUUGGAGAAGAGAAUCGAGUACCUGAGCAGAGCUAGAGCCAACGCAUCGACAUAUAGCCAAGGGGGCAACCGCAAGACCAAGCAGCAGUUGCUGCAGGAGAUUUCGGAUCUGCUGGAUAUUGCCACCAUCCAAGACGAGAUCCUCCAACGUCUCCGAGACGACCCGCGACUGGGAGCGGAACGCCGGAAAGAGGUGCUUGACCAGGUCAACGGGGCAAUUCUGGACAUCAACACUCUAUUCAACAACUACGCCGAUAACGCCGGCUACUACGAUCUCUGCUUGAUGAUCUAUCAGGUCGCCGACCAUCGGGAUGCCUCGCAAAUCAAACAGACGUGGCAACAGCUGCUGCAAUCGGUGCAUGACAAGACGACGGAGGACGGCCAGAUCCAACCGUUCGAAGCUAUCGCCGAAGAGGUCAGAAGUUUGGGAAGUAAGCUCCGCACUUCGGAGACCACGUUUCCCGUGCAUAUCCUGCUCCCGAUCCUUGAGAAAUAUUCGUUCGAGCAUCAACGCACCGUCGCCCCCGACCAUUGGGUGGUGGACAUCUUCCUGGACCUGGAGGUUUCUUAUGAGCGGCUUUUUGAGGUUUUGGAGACGAUGUUUUUCUCUGGCGACGCGCCGUUCAUCGGCUCGAACCGAAAAUACAUUGCUUCCGAGCUGGUGUAUGUGGUCGGCAAAUGGUUCCAUGACUCCAUGAGAGCCGGGACAGUCAUCUUUGGCAGUGAAGCUGGAGCGGCGCGCGUCGACGAGACCAUUCAAGCUCUUCUACAGCAGAGUAAGCCGGCGGGAUUAGACGAUGAGAUGGUGCAGGUUUGUCGUGCCGUUGUUGAGAAGAUAGGCCAACUUUUGAGUUGA